UAGUUGCUUGCUUUGCUUUGGUUUGUGUGGUGGCGAGUAUCUUGAAUCAAUGGCGUCUCAAUCGGCCAAUCUAUGGGUUUUGUUGGGUUUGGGUUUGGCUGGAAUUUUCGUGCUCACCAGAAAGCUGAAGCAAUCUGUGAAAGAAGAAUUGGGUGCUUUCAUUGAGAAGCUUCAGCUGCUUCCUCCUCCACAGCCUGCUCCUCCCAAAGCUCCUCAUCCACUCACCGCCCUCACUUUCGCCCUUUCCGACCUGUUUGACAUAGAGGGACACGUGUCGACGUUUGGGCAUCCCGAAUGGGCAAGGACUCAUGAAGCUGCUUCUUCAACAUCUCCUGCAGUUACUGCUCUUGUUGAAGGAGGUGCAACCUGUGUUGGAACUACUGUUGUCGACGACCUAGCAUUUGGUAUCAGUGGCGAAAAUAAGCAUUAUGGAACACCAACCAAUCCUGCUGUGCCUGCUCGAGUACCGGGAGGCUCCUCUAGUGGUGCUGCUGUUGCUGUUGCUGCUAAUUUCAUUAGUUUCUCGUUGGGUAUUGAUACUAGUGGAGGAGUGAGAGUACCUGCUGGAUUUUGUGGUAUUCUAGGAUUUCGACCUUCAUUUGGUGCUGUUUCGCAUAUGGGAAUCAUACCUAUUUCAACAAGUCUGGACACUGUUGGUUGGUUUGCAAAGGAUCCUAAUAUUUUGUGUCGUGUUGGCCAUAUACUCUUAAAAGCACCAUUUGUAAUGCAACGCAAUCCUCGGCAAAUAAUUAUAGCCGACGAUUGUUUUCAACAUAUAAAUGUUCCUGUUGACAGGAGUUCUCAGGUGGUGAUCAAAGCCACUGAAAAGCUUUUUGGGAGGCAAGUAUUGAAGCAUAUAAAUCUCGAGGACUAUAUAAGUUCUGAAGUUCCUAGCUUGAAGGAGUACUCCAGUCAGAAAACAAAUGGUGAACUGAAAGCUUCUUCAUUAAAAUUACUUGCCAACAUUAUGAAAUUUCUACAAAGACAUGAAUUCAGACUCAUGCACAAUGAGUGGUUGAACAUAGUAAAACCUGAUCUUCAUCCAGCUAUCUCGGCACAAUUGUAUGAAAAGUUCGAGGUCUCUGAUGUAGAGAUUGAAAACUCUAAAUCUGUUAGAAGUGAGAUCCACGCUGCUGUAAAUUUGCUUUUGAAGGAUGAAGGAAUUUUGGUGAUCCCCACUGUAGCUGAUCCUCCUCCAAAAUUAGGUGGGAAGGAGAUUCUAUCAGAGGAUUAUCAGAGCCGUACAUUUAGUCUGCUAAGUAUUGCUAGUGUAUCGGGUUGCUGUCAGGUCACAAUACCAUUAGGAUUUUAUGACAAGUAUCCUGUUUCAGUGUCGUUGAUAGCUCGGCAUGGUGGUGAUCGCUUUUUACUUGACACACUAAAGUCCAUGUAUUCAACUCUCCAAGAGCAGGCUGAUAUUGCCGCCAAAAGUAAAUCAUCAAGAAAUGUUGUCAGUAAGGAACAAACUGCUGAAAUUGCCAAAGAGAAGGGAAAUCAAGCCUACAAAGAUAAGCAGUGGCAGAAAGCCAUUGGAUUUUAUACAGAAGCUAUCAAACUCAGUGCCGAUAAUGCAACAUACUACAGUAACAGGGCUCAAGCUUAUCUAGAACUUGGGAGUUACCUCCAAGCUGAGGCAGAUUGUACAAAAGCAAUUAACCUUGACAAAAAGAAUGUGAAGGCCUAUUUUCGUCGAGGUACAGCUAGAGAGAUGCUAGGCUACUACAAGGAUGCAAUUGAUGAUUUUAAUUAUGCCCUUGUACUUGAGCCAACCAACAAAAGGGCAGCUUCGGCCGCUGAAAGGUUGAGGAAACUAUUCCAGUAGCGGUAUAUGAUUGUGAACACGAGGGCUGAAUCAUGAUGCUGACCUAUUUAGGCCCUGCGACGAUUGAUGAGUUUCUAGGUACAAUAAUCACACAGGAGUCAUCUGACGUGGUUUCUACAAAAGUAAUAAUGAUUCUUUUAUACUUCAUGGGCAAGGCAAUUUAUAGACAUGGAAAGCAUGUAUUGCUUAACCUUUUAUCGGGUUCUCUGACACAGUCAGAGGUGGCAAAGUGAGCGGUCCGCCCCACUAUCAACCCGCCAAAAAAUGAGUCAGUCCGCUCCGCCCCGCCCCGUUUGGCGGGUUGGCCCGUCAGUCCGAGCCUAUUUUAUACUGACCCACCUCGGCCCGCCUAUGUCCACCAUCAACCCGCCAAAAAAUGAGCCUGCCCCGCCUCGCUUUUGAGAUGGGUUGAAAAACUCAGCUCACCCUGUCCCGUUUGGCAGGUUGGCCCGCCGAACCGAGUCCGUUUUGCCGGCUCUAGACACAGUAACAUGUUAUUUCCAGAAUGAGUCCCAAUUUUGCUAGUGAAAAAUAUAAAUAAGAUGUCUCUCUCACAAUCUCAUCCUAACCCCUAGGAUUUCUUGAGAUUUCUCUACUGUAGUGUCUCACAAUCUACUCUAGCAUUUUCUCAAAGCCAAGGUAUGUUCUUUUUUGACUCAUAUAUUUUCUCAGAUUUGGGUAUUCCUCCUUCAUGAUUAAUGAUUGUGUUCGUUGUAUGUAUUUACCAGGUUUUGGUAUUCCUCGUUCAUGAUUAAUGAUGUGCUUCAUUUUUUUUUACCAAUAGUUGUAUAGAGUUGACGAUAAACAUGUAUCUAAUCUCUAAAAUUGAACUAAUAAGCUUACCACAUACAUUCUUUGUUGACCUUCUUCUUUUGUAUAUCGUUUGGAUUAUAAUGAGUAUAAAAUCCUAAUAUUCUUCGUGUUUGGCAAUGAUACAUAUUUAAAAAUCUUAAUAAUCCGGUGGCAAGCUCUAUUAAAAAUCCUAAUAAUCCUAAUAUUCUUUGUGUUCAAUCUUCAUCAUGCAUCAUUGAGAAAUGUAACUGAGAGGUAUUUGGCAUAUUUAAAUCACGAUUCACAAUUUUUAAGUCAGAACCUCCAUUUCCAUUUAAAACACAAGCAUAGCUUGUGUUAGCAUGUGUAGCACUACAUAACUUUCUUCGCAAAAAAUGUCGUUCAGAUAAAUUUUCAAUUGAAUCAGUAUAUGCAUCUUCAUCUUCAGUAUCACCAGUUAAUGAAGAAGAUAAUUUUUAACUCAUUGGUCAAACCCAAGAGUAGGAAUAAGAAGAUGCUGAUGUGUGAAGGACUAGUAUAGCUUUAGAUAUGUGAAGAGAUGAUACUUAGUAAUUUUGAAUGUUUGUUAAAAAUGAUAUUAAGUUUGUUAUCAAAAAAAAAAAAAUGAUAUUAAGUUU
Molecule: messenger RNA, 3231 nt
Organism: Gastrolobium bilobum
Lineage: Eukaryota; Viridiplantae; Streptophyta; Magnoliopsida; Fabales; Fabaceae
Product: translocon at the outer membrane of chloroplasts 64
Exons: 13
Coding region: 50-1822 (590 amino acids)
Molecular function (GO): protein binding
Source: RefSeq, a predicted model, not a curated record